Galleria mellonella (greater wax moth) is the source of this 2106-nucleotide messenger RNA. Its product is annotated as testis-expressed protein 10 homolog. The record is from RefSeq and is a predicted model, not a curated record. The transcript is spliced from 2 exons. The coding region runs from base 145 to 2076 and encodes 643 amino acids. Gene Ontology annotation, cellular component: MLL1 complex; nucleus. NCBI's taxonomy places the organism in Eukaryota, Metazoa, Arthropoda, Insecta, Lepidoptera, Pyralidae.
GAAUCGACCCCAUAGUCCUCUCUACUCUAUGCUGUGAUGUCAACUCAUCAUCUAAAUGUGUGUUGUUUAAUUUUUCAAAAUAUAACCUUAAAUAUCAUAAAAUUAUUACAAUCAAGUCCUGUAUAAUUUGUGAGAUAAUUAAACAUGCCACAAACAGGUGCGACACGUCACCAAAAAUUUCUAAAGUCUGAGAAAUCAAAGACUAAGUUAAAAUCAAAAAAGAAGGAUCUUCCUAAAGGAACUAAUGUUACGAAAACAAAUUUCAAAGUGAAAAAAAUUGUCAUCAAGGAACAAUUAAAGAAACAUGGUAAAUCCGAAGCGUUGUCCACGAGAAAACUUAAUAUUAAAGAACUUUUGUCACGACUCAACCAUUUUAAUACUCAUGCUAGAACUGAUGCCCUAAUGGGUAUAAAGGAAUUGGCAACCACUCAUCCUGAAGUUCUCGAUCAAAAUCUUGGACCUUUGAUUCUUGGGAUUACUCCUUUAUUAUUAAAUAUUGAGAAAGUGGUUCGCCAUGAAUCUUUGAAAGCGCUACAUACAAUUUUAUGUGUUAUUAACAUAGUUAAAAUAGAACCUUUCUUUGAUAUUAUGUCUACAUAUUUGAGAAGUGCUAUGACCCACAUUGACAGUAGAAUACAGGAAGAUUCAUUGUUAUUUCUCGACUUAUUACUUCAGUGCACUCCACAAAAAGUAGCUCAGGACUUUCAUAAGAUUUUGCCAAAUUUCUUAGAUAUGAUAUCAAAAUUAAGAGUAGACACAAAACCAGGCCGAACACUGACUGUCAAUUUAGGCAGUCAAAUAACAACUGUUAAAUGGAGAGUGAAAGUAUUACAUAGAUUAAAAGAUUACCUACAGAAGUUUGUUGAUUAUAAAAAUGUAUCUAAGAAAGAUAAAUCUUUAGAUCAAACUACAUAUUUGUUUGAUAAUAGCAAAUUGAAUCAUUUCCCAUUAACUGAUCCAAUUUAUACAUCUGUUUGUAAUCUAUCAUGUUUUUCAUCUAAAAAUUACCAAGAUACAAUUUUGCUUGAUGAAGUGGAAAAACUCAGAGAGUAUACAGAUACCUUAAUGCCAUUACUGUUUGAAACUUGGCUUGAAGUGUGCCCUAAAACUAAUACUGAGAGGAACAUUGAAACCAUUAUUUCAGAAGAUGCAGCAUCAUUACUUAAACAUAUUCUAGAUGUAUUGUCUCUAUUAUGGAUUCUUGUAUGUAACCAAAAUAACAGGAAUUACGAUUCUGGAUUACCGAAUUUAUUUAGUCAAAAAUAUAAAAAACAAUUUGGCCAGUAUUUUGUCAAUUCCUUUCCGUUUGUAACAAAUGUAAGGACUAAAAAAAAGAGCAGUAAUUCUACCUUUGAUGAUGAAAUUACUGAUCCAAAGUUAAUUUUAGAGAAUUUGAAAAUCUGUUAUUUAUUUAUUGCGUUAAAUCGUAAUAUAAAUUUAAAAAGUCAAAACAAUGAAAUAACUACAGUAUUAAAUUACUUGGAAAAAACAUUCAGUCAAAAUAAUCACGCCGAUGUAAAUAAUGCCCUUAUCAAUGUAUUGGAUACAAUUUUUUCAAAUGAAAGUAAUUGGACCAAAAAUGUUACAAUCAUGGAUCCAUUAUUUAGAAAAGUAAUAUGGGCUUACUUUAACACAAACAUGUCUGAUUCAUUUAAACAACAGAUUUUCACUCUAUUAGGUAAAAUAGCUUUAAAUGACAAUUUGAGUCAUUUCCAUAAAUGUGAUUCUUACGAAAUGUGGCUCAAAAACUUACCUGAUAUACUACUCGCUGAAUCAGUGCAAGUUCAAACUAUAGACAUAAUCCAUAAAUUUGCAAUAUAUAACAACCUAGUUUUUAAUAGAGUAAUUAAAUCACAAUUAUUAAAAAUUGUUAAAAACUUACCUUCAAUCAAGAUAUCUGAUUCUGAUGACACAAAUUGCUACUACAAACUGUUUUCCAUUUUGUAUUCGAUCAAACAGUGGGAUAGCGAAUCCUUAAAUGUCUUAGAGAAGCAAUUAAUAGAUAAUGCAUAUCAAGGUGAUUAUGGAAAAUAUAUUUUUGAUACAUUACGACUUAAAACAGGAGGAAUACUUUAACUUAUGUUAAAUAAAAAAAAGUAUAUUUUA